CCCACGGGAUAGAAGGUGGGUUGUAUUAAUUAUUUGACAGCCAAGCCUCAAUAAAAAUUUCUAAUUCAUUCGUCAUUUCGGAAAGUGCCUUAGAAGUUGUCACCAGCAUGAAGCGACACUCCAGAUCAGGAAGUAUAGGAGGUAUCCAGGACGUAGACCCUGAAGUAAACAAAGGUCAUCUCAAUACCAAAAAUGAGAAAAUUAAAAAAGGAAAGCUGAGUGCCAUCAAGCGGUAUUUGAUUGACUACACCGCAAACUCAAAUCUUCACGGUCUGAAGUAUAUUGGAGAAAAGGAGAGAACUUUGAUUGAAAAAAUUUUCUGGCUUCUAAUGUUUUCCUGUUCUUUAAUAUUCUGUAUUGGAAAGAUUCACUUAAUAUGGAUUAGAUGGAACGAAAGUCCCGUCAUUGUAAGCUUCGCGGAAAAAUCAACACCAGUUUGGCAGAUCCCAUAUCCAGCCGUGACUAUUUGUUUUGAAACAAAGGCUCGACAAACCAUAUUUAAUUUUACCGAAUACUAUCAUCUGUACAAGAAUGAGACUACACGUGCGAAUUUAACCGAAGAAGAACGCCACCUUUUUGAGGACGUAUCUAUGGUUUGCGAUGAUCACUUGGCCCCAUCAAGUGGAAGAAGAUUUUCUAAUGGAAACGUAACAGUUGAGAAUCUUAAAGAGCUAUCACCAAACAUAACUGAGAUGCUCUUCGCUUGUAAAUGGAAAGAUGUUUCCCGCGUGAAUUGUUCGGAUUUAUUUUUGCCGAUCAUCACUGAAGAAGGUGUUUGCUAUACCUUCAAUACCUUGGGUGCUGAGGAAUUAUUUAGAGUUGAAAACCUCAAUAAGGACUAUGGUUAUUUAGAAUAUUCAAAACGAAAUUCUAGUCAAAUUUGGACGUUAGAAGAUGGAUAUCCUCCUGAUAGUCCGGUAGAGACGUACCCUCAUAGAGGCACUGGAUUCGGCGCAAAAUCAGGAUUAACGUUUUUGUUGAAAGCUAAGCAAAUGGAUCUUGACUACCUUUGUAAGGGUCCAGUUCAGGGGUUUAAGAUAUUACUUCAUAAUCCGGCAGAAUUGCCUCGUCUGUCAAAACAAUAUUUCAGAUCACCUUUAUCCCAAGAGGUAGUAGUUGCAGUAAAACCUAAUAUGAUGACGACUUCUGAAGGAUUGAAACCUUACGACCCUACAAGACGUCAAUGCUAUUUCCCAACGGAGCGUUACCUACAGUAUUUUAAAAUUUACACACAAGCUAAUUGUGAAAUAGAGUGUCUAUCAAACUUCACAUACACUAGGUGUGGCUGUGUUCAUUUCGGCAUGCCUCAUGGUCCUACAAUACCCGUAUGCAAUGCCGGCAGUAUGGCAUGCAUGAAGAAAGCACAAAUGGAAUUAGUCACAGCAGAAAUUCAAACCAAUUUGGAAAAAGAUGCAGCUGAUAACGGUACCCUUGGUGAGGCUCUACUAGUAGCCGCAAAAUGCAAAUGUCUUCAAGCUUGCACGUCUAUAGAAUACGAUGCAGAAACAUCACAAGCUGACUACGAUUGGCAAUCCAUAUUCAGAGCUCAUCGUCAAGAAAUUGAAGAACAGGAUAAGGAUGUCUUCGUAGCUCGCGUUUUGAUUUUUUUCAAAGAAGCUCAAUUUAUAACUUCACGACGAUCCGAAUUGUAUGGUCAAACAGAGUUUUUAGCCAAUGUCGGUGGUCUGCUCGGACUCUUUUUGGGUUUCUCCAUACUAAGUUUAGCUGAAAUACUAUAUUUCCUAACCCUAAGACUUUACUGCGUUCUGUCAAAGCGCCGACAAGUGAAGCAAAAAAGCCUUGCUACAAUUAAUGGAUCUCAUAACUUUAAUACAAAUUCAAAGAAUCAAUUCAUUGAUUAAAAAAGUGCUUUAUCGAUUAGGAAUUAAAAUCGAUUUAUAAUUUAUGAAACUCAUCACUAACUAACGUGUAAAUUAUUGAGACAAAGUUUUUACAUUUUUUUAGUCUCCAGUUUAAAUGACUACUAAGUACUAACUGAAUAACGUUGAUGGGGAAAAUCAAUACUAUUAAGUUAUAGCUAUUUAAAACUUUAUAUAUCUUUGUACUGUUCAUACAAAAAUAGAUGAUAUAGUUAAAAAAAAUGAAAAACUCAAAUUUCAUAUUUUCCACCUUCGAUGAUGAUUUCCUGAGACAUCAAAUUGAGUUAAUUUUACUUUGAUAUCACUUCGUCACAUAGCUUUAUUUAAGUCACUACUAACCACUUGACAGUUUUACCUUUUAUUAUUAUUAUGUUUCGGGUCUUUAACUUGUUAAAACAAGCAAAAUAAAAGCUAAAAUCAUUCAAUUGACGACAGUUGAUAGAUAAUUUAAAUUAGAUAGACUUAAUUAAUGUUAAUUUUCUUCAAUUAAGUUAUUGAUAUUCAAAUGGGGUGCUACUGCUACUACUGCACCUUAUUACUAAUACAUAUUUAACACAUUAAAUACGUUUAAAAUCACUUUCUAGUGUUUAAAUUACUAUUAUGCUAAUAAUCAUUAAGAUGCUUCAUUAGUAUAAGAUAUAUGUAAGAAUACAUUGUGUUUACUUCACUUUAGUCUAAAAAAAUAUUAAGCACAUUGAA
Danaus plexippus (monarch butterfly) is the source of this 2579-nucleotide messenger RNA. RefSeq names its product pickpocket protein 28-like. Gene Ontology annotation, cellular component: membrane. Gene Ontology annotation, molecular function: ligand-gated sodium channel activity. Bases 108 to 1862 code for a protein of 584 amino acids. The record is from RefSeq and is a predicted model, not a curated record. Lineage: Eukaryota; Metazoa; Arthropoda; Insecta; Lepidoptera; Nymphalidae. Gene Ontology annotation, biological process: sodium ion transmembrane transport. The transcript is spliced from 14 exons.